Molecule: messenger RNA, 915 nt
Organism: Drosophila eugracilis
Lineage: Eukaryota; Metazoa; Arthropoda; Insecta; Diptera; Drosophilidae
Gene: Naa20B
Product: N-alpha-acetyltransferase 20
Exons: 1
Coding region: 25-624 (199 amino acids)
Biological process (GO): N-terminal peptidyl-methionine acetylation
Cellular component (GO): NatB complex
Molecular function (GO): protein-N-terminal amino-acid acetyltransferase activity
Source: RefSeq, a predicted model, not a curated record
UAAAACUAAAAUUUGUUUUUAGCCAUGACUUCACCACGACUGUUCGUUCUUGAAGAUAUGUUUAAGUUUAACCACAUCGCCUUUGAUCCGUCGGUGGAAGUAUAUUCCCUGCCGUUCAUACUCCCAAAGAUCUUUAAGUAUCCGGAGCUGGUCCUUGCUGUAGAUGCACCUGAUGAUCGUCUUGUGGGAUUUAUUCUGGGAACACGCAUAGAGGAUGCAACUGAAACUAUUGGCGAUGGAAAGGAUCUUAUUUCGAAUCAUGGACAUAUCUCCGCCCUGGCUGUGGCCCAUGACUACAGGAAACUGGGCCUGGCCACUCGUCUGAUGGAUACUCUUAGGGAUAUCAUGGAUCGUCAGAAGGACUGGUAUAUUGAUCUAUCUGUCAGGGCAAAGAAUGCUAAUGCCAUCAGGCUUUACGAGUCCUUGGGCUAUGUUAAAUAUCGCUGGCUGCCCCAAUAUUAUCUCGACGAUCAUGGAUAUAAUAUGCGACUGCCUUUGGCCCGUGAUGUGGAUAGGAAGUCACUGGAGGGGGUUUUGAUCAAUAAGCUUUAUAGCUUUGGCCAUAUGUUGUGCUAUCUUCUGCUGCACUAUAUAAUCGGAGUGAGGGAUAUUGUGUUUAUAUAGGUCGUGCAAUAAUUGAAUCCAUUAUACAAAACCAAAUCAGUUUGGCAGAAAAAUAGAUUAAAUUAAACCAUUUAUGAAACAAGCAGACAAAGUUCAUUGCACUCAGUCGACGAUAUUGUACUAAAAGUUUGGGCAAAUCGCUCAAAGUAAAAAAUGAAAAGUGGAAAAUAUAUGUCAGAAAGCAUAUGGAAACAUGAUUUGUUUAUAUGACAACAUUGAACCGAAAUUUUCAAAUGCUCUGCGUUUCAAGUUGCGCAAAAUGCCAAAUUGUGAAAAUCAUUGCGCGUGUUU